GUCUGGAGGAGAAAGUGAUUAAAUCAAUUUAGCCACAAAGAAUCGUUGGAAAUAGCUUGCAGCUUGCAGGUUUAAAUGAUCAGCGUUGAGUGUUUCAAACACACAUCUCACCAAUACUUAUGCAAUGAGAGUCUGUUGUACAAAAGACUGCACUGUGGCACUGCUCUGUGCCAGAGUAUAUAUCCUGAGUACUCUACUCCAGAGUAGCAGCGAUGAUUUAUUUGAACGUGGAACCACAAUGAAUCUUUUCUCUUGCUCGCUGGAACAAACUUGACACUCAUUCCAACCAGUGUUGGCAACCACAAGGAGUGGUUGCGAGACUCCACUUCGCUUUCCAUUGGCACCUCUCUUUGGAUCUUGGAGCUAUCUUGGUCUUGAUGAGAUCAUAAAUUGAAACCACCAGCCAUCAACAAAGCCUCAAAAGCACCAAGAGACUUUCAAGUUCUUUGCAUCACAAAACCACCAAAAAAUGGCGACCACCACCACCAAACGCUCACGCCGCAUCGAGGCCGCCACAGCCCGUCAACGCUCCAUGAUUUCGGUCGACCUGGGCAUGCCCCAAUCCGCAGCCGCAUUGGUGAGUCUGCAUCAAACGACACGACGCAAGUGCCGCGUCAAGGGUGCCUACGUCCACACCAACAGCUGCAUCUGGUACGGUCCUCCCAAGGUGGACCUCAAGGGACUCGUGGGCGUCUUUGUGUCGUUGGCCAAACUUCCGCAUUUGGAACGCGUCACGGUGGACUUGGACAAUCUGGUGCUUCCCGUGACGGCAUUGACCAUUCUGUUGCGAGAUGCUCCUGGGCUGACCGAGUUGACAUUGUGUCAUUUGGCACUCAUGGGCACGGACGAACAGUUUCAGCAAUUGGCCGCCGUCAUGGAACGCAAUGCGACCCAAUUGACCCACGUGACACUGGUCCAUUGCUACGAUGGCACGGCCCGAUUGCAACGAUCCCUGGUCAACCUACCGGCGUUGGAGCAGAUCACACUCAAGGGCACUCGCGUCGCGCCAUGGAGCGAUGAUGGCGCAGUCGAUGACAAUGGCGAAAUGUUGGUCCAGUGGUGCAAAGCACCCAAGCUCAAGCUAUUGGAACUGGAGGACAAUGCCAACCUCCGAGAUGAACAUCUGUUGUACCUCUGCGAAUAUCUUUCUCGACCGGAUCUGGAGAGCAACUUGAACGAAUUCAAGCUGUCAUCCAGUGUGUUGGAUGGUGAGGUCGCAGGAAAUGCUAUCUUGGACAUGGCCAUGAUCAACACCAACAUUCACAAGUUGACACUGAAACUCAGUGGUUGCUGGAAAUCGUGUGGCGCCAGUGUCGCAUCCAUGAUCUGCGCCCCGAGCAACAAUCAUCUGCAGAACCUGGUUUUGGGAGUCUAUGGAGGACUGCCCAAGACAGUAGUGGCUCGAUCCAAAAAGAUUUUCAAGGCGCUCGGGUCCAGCAAGUGUCAACUCAAACGCUUGCGUCUUUAUUUGGACAUGGACUCUGUUCUGGAUGGACCCCCCGUCAUCAACGAACUGUUUGGAUCCGUGGAAAAGGCCCUGCAGUCCAACGACCGACUCAAAGAUCUUGUCUUGUACGAUGAUUGCAACCAGUCAAUGAGACUGCCGUCAUCCGUGAUCACCAAGCUACAAUUGAACAAGUCGGGCAUCCCUCGUCUGUUGCGCCGAAAGAAUACCAAUACCAGAAAAUUCCAGGCGUCCUUUGUCAAGGCCAUUGUGGAGCACAAGGAAGACAUCAACACUGUCUUUUACGCUCUGUUGGAAAAUCCAUCGGUGCUUCUGGCCGGUGCUCCAUCAUCAUUGCCUGCUACUAGUACUACCGACAGUGAAGAUUUGUCUUUGGAUGCCUGCAGCGACCACACUAGCAACAUGAUCGAAAGCCCAAUGUCUUCUCCAACACGAAACGACGAAAACAGCGGUCCUCAUUGGCGACCACAAGCCAUACUGGGGCAUCCCUUCCGUGACCUCCUGGAGCAUCGAAGGCAUCUUCAGCAAAAGCACUGCCGGUCGUAUCAAUCCAAUGACAGCAACUGCUCUUCCAACACGAUCGUUUGCGCUACCGGAAAGACUCCUGCAGCCUCCUGCAAACCAGACAAACAUCAUCACCAUCGUCUCUUUCCUCGACUACCGGUAUCGCUUCACCACUCGCAAGCCUAAGAUUAAUUCACAUGAAGUUUAUAACUAUUCUUUAAAAUUAGAAACCACCCACACUAC
This is a messenger RNA of Seminavis robusta, 2212 nucleotides long. Lineage: Eukaryota; Bacillariophyta; Bacillariophyceae; Naviculales; Naviculaceae. The record is from the annotation of a GenBank genome assembly.